GCAUGUUUCAUUAAAAUGAUAAAAUAUUUACAAGACAGUGACUGUGUUAGUGUUUUGUUAUUAUCACAUUAUUCCAUUAAAAAGGAGAAAUCACCAUGGCGGAAAACUCUAUGGUGUUCGCCUCAAACGAGAAAUGGCGUAUCAACCGAAAUAUCCUGGUGCUUGGCUUCGCAUUCAUGAUUCAUUUCACUGCAUUUCACGGUGCCGCCAACUUGCAGAGUUCUGUGAACACGGAUGCAGGCGCUGGAGCCUUCACAUUGGCCGCUAUAUACUUCUCCCUCAUAAUCUCCAAUAUAUUGCUACCCGCUAUUGUUAUCAAAUGGCUAGGCUGUAAAUGGACAGUGGCGUGGUCAUUCAUAACGUAUAUGCCAUUCAUGGCGGCCCAGUUCUAUCCGAGAUUGUACACAUUGAUUCCAGCCGGCAUGAUGGUGGGCUUCGGCGGGGGACCACUGUGGUGUGCUAAGUGCACCUAUUUGUCCGUGGUUGCGGAGCCAUAUGCCAAGUUGUCGGGUAUACCCGCUGAGGUUUUGGUGGUGCGAUUCUUUGGCCUUUUCUUUAUGUUCUACCAAAUGGCGCAGAUCUGGGGCAACCUUAUAUCUUCUAGCAUUCUCAAAUCCUCACUCGGCGAUGUAGUAUCACUCAACGAGACGCGGGCGAUUGGUGACGUCACUAAUAGUACAAUGUUACCGUCGGCUCUGAACUUGGGAACUUGUGGCGUUAACUUCUGUAGCGGGAGUGCCUCCGAGGAGAACACAAAUCUCUCGCCUCCAUCCGAGAUGAAGAUUCACGUAAUUGCGGGAGUGUACCUCGCUUGCAUGGCGGCUGCUGUUCUCCUAGUUGCUAUUGGUGUCGAUUCUCUGUCCAGAUACACUUCCGGCCGUAAAAUAAGUAAUGAGGGAAAGUCGGGAGUUCGGUUACUAGCAGUGACUUUGCGGCAACUUCGCCAUAAGUACCAGCUGCUGUUACUGCCUGUGAUCGGGUACAUCGGUGCUGAACAAGCUUUCAUGGCGGCAGACUUCACUCAGGCAUUCGUGGGUUGUGCGUACGGCAUCAGCAACAUCGGGUACGUGAUGAUAGCGUUCGGAGUGUUCAACGCGCUGGCGGCGCCCCUCGCCGGGGGAAUGGUGAAGAUCACUGGACGGUAUCCUGUCAUGGUCACGGCACUGAUCUUGAAUUUAUGCCUGCUAAUAGCACUGCUGCAAUGGCGGCCCAAUCCUGACCAGUGGUUCGUGUUCUACCUCCUCGCAUCCAUAUGGGGGGCUGCUGAUGCUGUUUGGCUCGUGCAAGUUAAUGCCUUGUCUGGCAUCUUAUUCCCUGGAAACGAAGAGGCAGCCUACUCGAACUUUAGACUGUGGGAGUCGACGGGCAGUGUGCUAUCCUAUGCAACCGCACCAUACCUCUGUGUACGAACCAGGUUAUAUAUCUUGCUGGGACUACUUAUAUUCGGUUUCUCCGGAUAUACAACAAUAGAGGUGAUGGAGUACAGAGUGAAGAAGGCCCAUCACCGCGAGAGAAACUUCGACCUCGUGGGGAAACACGGGGACUUGUAGUAUGUAGUGUGUAGUACGUAUCAUCAGUGACACAUGUAUUCUGUAGAUAAUUUAAUGUAAAAAACCGUAAAAUAUUAUCUCCCUUCCCUUAUCCACCAUAAUAUGUUUCUCUUCCCUUCUUAAUCUUUGUUCGCAGUCAUAUCUUAUUUAGCCUUUCUUGUCAUAUCAUCACACAGUCCAUCCAUAUCUUUUUGGUUCUAGAGAACAGACUCUUAUUUCCAUCCAAAUUUAUAUUAAAACAUUUUUUUUAUAUGAUAUGAGUUAUAACUGUAAUCUAUCGCAUACCUAAUAUGUCUUCAGCUUUUUACAUUUAUAUUUGUUUUUAAUGUAAUUUUAUCUGUAUUUCUUUUCAGUUCCUAUUUGAGUUUCAUUUAUAGAAUUUCUUUUGGAAGUUAUAUACAUAUAAUACAUGCAUACAGUACAAACUUUGUGACAUCUUUGUACAUGCAUGCGAAGCAAGGGAUGAUCGCCAGUUUGAAAUGCAAAUAUUUAAUAUUUUAGGUGUAUCUUAAGGCGGUCCGUGAGGAAGAGCACAUCUUAGUUUAUUAAAAUUUAUUCAGUUUAUACUAUGCAUAAGUCAUAUUUUUGUACUGUUAGUUUCUUCGAAAGUCUUUCGGUAUAGGCUUCUACAUCAUCAUCCCUUUCCAUUUUGUAGGGCGUCAACUUGUUUGAUAUUUCAGUCAUAUAAAAAUUCGCCUUUAUCAACAUUACAACAUUAUACAUGUUUAAAAAAAAAAUAUA
Achroia grisella is the source of this 2291-nucleotide messenger RNA. Its product is annotated as UNC93-like protein. Gene Ontology annotation, molecular function: potassium channel regulator activity. The transcript has 11 exons. Bases 96 to 1550 code for a protein of 484 amino acids. Gene Ontology annotation, cellular component: plasma membrane; striated muscle dense body. Gene Ontology annotation, biological process: regulation of potassium ion transport; regulation of muscle contraction. The record is from RefSeq and is a predicted model, not a curated record. NCBI's taxonomy places the organism in Eukaryota, Metazoa, Arthropoda, Insecta, Lepidoptera, Pyralidae.